Stegodyphus dumicola is the source of this 2350-nucleotide messenger RNA. RefSeq lists its product as uncharacterized. The record is from RefSeq and is a predicted model, not a curated record. Lineage: Eukaryota; Metazoa; Arthropoda; Arachnida; Araneae; Eresidae.
CUGACAAUGAAACCACGUUCGCUUUCCCCGUAACCGUGGCUGAGUUAGAACGUUCUCUGUUCCAGCUUCCGAACGAUGCACCGCACUGCCGGUGUGUCUUUGGUCGAGGCUGAGGAGUGAAAACAUUUCUCUCUUGCUCUUCUUGACUUUCCACGUGUUUCUAAAGUAAUUGUUUCAGAGGUUAUUUAUUGAAAACAUAAAAGCAUAAUGCUACAGCCAAUUUCUUCAAAGUGGACGAUGACUUCAACGCAAUUACUCUACACCCUUUUUGCCAGCUUUUUCGUCCUUCUUCAUCUCACAUGCCCUGUUUCCGGACAUGGCCGCCUGGUGGAACCACCUUCAAGAUCAAGCAUGUGGCGGUUUGGUUUCAAAACGAAACCGAACUACAAUGAUAAUGAACUAUUUUGUGGAGGUUACACGGUUCAGUGGCAGAGGAAUGGUGGCAAAUGUGGCAUCUGUGGCGAUGCUUGGCAUCUACCAACCCCAAGACCAAAUGAAGCUGGUGGAGUGUAUGGUAGAGGUAUCAUAGUCAGGCAUUACAAGCCUGGACAGGUUUUCAAAUCGACAGUUGACAUAACAGCCAACCAUAGAGGUUUCUUCGAAUUUAAACUGUGUCCUCACAACAGUCCUUCAACUGUAGCUACACAGAGCUGUUUGGAUCAAUAUCCUCUGGAACUAGCAGAUGGGUCUGGUACAAAAUACUAUCCAGGACCAGGGACUGGGCCAUUCAGUGUGCAGCUUAGACUUCCCGAUCGCCUCACGUGUACCCAAUGUGUGUUCCAAUGGACUUAUACCGCAGGGAACAACUGGGGUAGAUGUGACAACGGAACAUCCAAAGUUGGUUGUGGUCCACAGGAAACCUUCAGAGGUUGUGCAGACAUUGCCAUCGAUGAUUCUGAAAGUAAUGCUAUACCAUACGAUAAGAAACCAUCAUACGAAAGACCUAUUGACAAGCCAUCGUAUGAAAGACCCGAUGACAAGCCGUCCAUUUCUGCUAUCCCAACAAGAAGGGCAACCGAGAAACCCCGUUAUAGACCAAGACCAACAAGACCUCAGAAUAGACCUGCUUCUCGCAGACCUUAUUACCAAAAUCGGCGAGUAACCACCACAACUCGAAAGCCUAUCACCAGGAGACCUAGACCUAGUAGACCGGUUUCCUAUUACAAUGUACCAAACAGGAGGUACACUACUAGGAGACCAGUUCCAGUGACAAGAACUACUAGGAGACCUAUUCCAGUUACAAGAGCCACUACCUACCGACCCAUCUACACUGCCAGACCUUUGUCUCACAGGCCUUUUUACAAUAAGAAUAUUACUAAGAAACCAAGACCAACGUAUAAAGCUAAAGUUUCACCUAAGAAGACAACAAAUAUCGAGACAGAGGGUGAUGGUGCCAGUGGUGGAAGUCGCUGCAGGGCUGUAGGCGUCUGGGCAUCCAUAUCUGGAAUGGCUGGAUGGUGCGAUUCUAAUUGUGCCAGAGGUUACUGUCCAUCCACUCACUGUGAUUGUAGUUAAAAUUUUAGUACUGAGAAGUGAACUUCUAAUUGAUGGUCUUUAGAUUUUAAAAUAUCCUCGAAAGCGAACUAUUUAUGAACAUUUGUUUUUAAUUGUAGUGCUGUUGGGAUUGUGUAAGUGUCCAUAUCUAAAGUGAAAUGUUUCUCGAUUCUAGAUCUUUCGAUCAAUUACAAUGUACUGUAAUGAAGCAGAGUAGAGUUUUUUGCUCUACUGUGUUUCGUACUGCAUUGCAAAAGGGACUGAACUUUUAUAGUUUUCAUCUGUUUUUGAUUAUUUGCAAAGUUGAGGUAUGUUUUUGAUAUUUCAGUGUUACUGAUGAAAACGCUUUGACAGAACUGCAUGUCAGCGAUAUAAAAUUAAAUUCUUUAUAAUUUAUUUUUUAAAAAAGACUGUUUGACAGAAAAUUUUCUUGGAAUAUGUCAUCUGCAUAUAUAUUGUUCGUUUGGAAAGAAAAGAAAAAUAGCUGAAAUAUAUCCAAAAUUGUGGAAAACUUACAGAGAAGAGUACUUCUCCUUGGUUCAGACUUUAGCAGAAGGAAUUGUGAGUUUUUGUUCAGUGAAUAUACUUUCUAAAUUCAUAAAAUUAAUAAAGUUAUGUAUUUGCUAAAUCAUAAAAUUAUGUAUUUGCUGAAUCCAUAAAGUUAUGUAGGAAUACUUAAGGAUUUUGCUUCCUGUAAUAAUUUUAAAAAACAAAUUUGAGAGAUUUGUAAACCUUUAUUAUGUAAAAAGAAUUUGAGUUUGCUCUGUAACGAUUGAUAAUUAUAAACGAUUUACUGAUUUUUAAGUGAAUAUUUUAAUCUAAAAAAUACCUGAAGGUGUUGAAUAUUUCUUUUCUA